Closterium sp. Naga37s-1 is the source of this 3714-nucleotide messenger RNA. The record is from the annotation of a GenBank genome assembly. NCBI's taxonomy places the organism in Eukaryota, Viridiplantae, Streptophyta, Zygnematophyceae, Desmidiales, Closteriaceae.
AUGCUGCGCGCGCAGCGCGUCAGCUACUUCCGCAGCCUGCCGUGGCAGCACGAGAUUCCGGUGAAGGAGUUUGAUCUCACGCCCAGAUGUCGUGUGGAGGACACAGGCCGGAUUUCCACCAACACCAAGGAGCUCUACACCUUCUGUAUACACCCAGAGCUUCCCAAGCCGUGUCUGGUGGGAACCAAGGACCCUGAGCUAGUGGCGGUGUGGAUGCAAGCGAUCAGGGAGACAAUAGAACAUAACGUGGCGCCCACUAUCAGAAUGCCGCUCACUCGCCCCACCAGCACCAACAGCCUAUCGGACGAGGAGGAGGGGGAAACGCCCCCACACCCCAACAUGUCCUCCUGUCGUGACUCUAUGGACAGCAGUGAGCCAUUCGACGGGGACGAGAUGGGAGCAGACGACUUGCCAACACCGCAGCGAGUGCUGCUCGACAGACGAGGCUCCAUUGGCUUUGGCCCCCCAAUGGAGCUGGGCAGCAUGCUGGAGGCCAUGGUGGCGAUGCGCAGUGCAUCAACAGCAUCAGGGAUCGCAUCCGACGGCUCCUGGCGCCUCAUCAAGCUAUCCAACGGGCUGCGCUUCUUUGAGGAGUUGAACGAGGAGCGCGGGCAGGCGGGCAUGUGUGGCAGUCUGCCGUGUCUGAGUGCCGUGGGAACAGUGGACGCUCCCAGUGACGCCGUCUUCCGACUCGUGCUCGACCUCUCCUCCUCGCGCAACGAGUGGGACGUGGCAUACGGGGGUGCACGAAUGGUAGAAGCUCAAGACGGUCACACGGACUGCAUCCACUACCGCUUCCGACCGCUCCCAGUCGGCUUCGGCCCCUUCACCCUCACAGCGCGCGACGUGUGCCUGCGGCGCUACUGGCAGCGCACAGGCGACGGCUGCUACGUGGUCCUUUACCAAUCCAUGGAGCACCCCCUAUGCCCCCCUGUCAUGGGCUGUGUGCGUGCCAAUCUCACCUACGGAGGGUUUAUCAUCGCCCCAGCGGGGCCGUCCGCGAUCGGACGGUCGGUAGUGAUGCACGUGUUGCAGAUGGAUGCAAAGGGGUUGCUGCCGAUGUGCAGCGGUGUUGCGACCGAAGUGCAUUUCUACCUGCUGUCGAGGGUUUGCGGGCAUUCGGGAGUUUUUCGCGCAGACGAGGGGGGAUUCACUGGCUGCGCUGCUAGGGUUGAGGGAUACCCAGCAGGCUACAGCUGCUGCUACAGCCGCGGCUGUAGCGGCUGCAGAAGGGAGGGAGCUUGGAGGGGGUGGGAGGAAGGGGAGCAGGCGGGGAGCGGGAGGACGGGCGGAUUGGACCAAUACCAGAAGGGGGAGGGGAGGGGUUUGAUGAGGUGGAGGGGGUGGGACGAGAGAGGAGGAGAGGCAGCAGUGGGGACGUUAUGGGUGGGAAUGCGCGAGCUGAUGGCCAGCAGUGACGCCUCGUCGCGGCCAUACUUUUUCAUUGUGAAUAUGCAGGUGCGAGGGGGGGAAGGUGGGGCAGUUGGGGUUGUGGGGCAGUGGGAGAGGGUGGGGCAGUGCCAGCAGCGCAGCAGUACAGGCAUGGUGUUCUAUUCGGCCAUAGAUGAGCGUCAAGGGGGCACUGCUUAUUGCGGCCCACUCACAUGUUCUGCUUUCCUCCUGAAUUCUCAUUCUCUCACGUCCACCAGGUGCCGCAGCGCAGCAGUUACAGCAUGGUGUUUCCACUGGGCCAUGGAGGAGCCGCCCACAGAGGCGUGCAUGGUGCCGGCAGCGCAGCAGUACAGCAUGGUGUUGUACUGGGCCAUGGAGGGGCGCUGUGUGGGACAUGUGCUCAUUGCUCUGCCUGUCACCCAUUCUCUUACAUCAAUUUCACCCCACCAGGUGCCGGCAGCGCAGCAGUACAGCAUGGUGUUCUACUGGGCCAUGGAGGAGCCGCCCACAGAUUCAUCCAUGCUAGGGCAGUUCAUCAACGGGGACGACAUCUUCCGCAACUCACGCUUCAAGCUCAUUCCCCGCAUCCACCAGGGCGCAUGGGUGGUGAAGAGGAGUGUGGGGACGACAACCUCUCAUCAUUGUGGUGCUCUCACCGUGCAGUACUUCAAAGGACCCGACGACUUUGAGGUGGAUGUGGAUAUUGGGUCAUCAGCUUGUGGCCAAUGGGGUGGUGAGAUUCGUGCUAGGAUACGCCUGGGGGGCGGAAGAAUCAGGUGGGCAUGCAGCAACAGGGGGAGGCGGAGGAUACGCCGCGGACAGCGCAACGAUGAUAGGCGCGGGGAUGGCGGGGGAAGGCUGGAAAGCUUGCUGGCGGGGGCGCUACUCGGGGGAGGGGCUUUUCAGGCGCCUAACAGGGGGGGGUGCUUUCCAGGCGCCAGCAGGAGGGGGUGCUUUUUUUCAGCGGCAUUCUGCAGCUCCCCCCCAGGUGUCACCUGCAGGGAGGAGGGGGGAACUGGGGCAGGUGGUAACCUGACAUUACUAGAGCUGAUGAGAAUGUCAGGGCUCGCUAAUAGCCUCCCUCCCGACCGUACUGUAUCGAGCAGCACCGGGAGCGGAUACCACUCAGCUACCAUACCAACCAACUCUGACAUGAUUCACUCUGGUGCAGGGAAUCAGCCGCUGCCGUCUUUUUACGGGCAGCUGGGGCAGAUGCCAACGAAUCCCGAGCCCUGGAACCAGGAUCGCGGCGGGCAGCAAGCGACGAGAAGCUGGGGAGGGGCUAGGGGGUUGGGUUUAGAAGGAGUGACGGCAGGAGAGGGGUUGGGGUUAAGGGCAGGUGAGGGGCUGGGACUGACGGCGGGCGAGGGGUUGGGGGUUUUAGCGGGCUGCCACGACCUGUCUGCAGUUCUGGCUGCUGCUGCCGCCGCCGCUGCUGCCAGCAGCGCACAUGGCGCCGCUAGCAGCGCACAGGGUGGCGCUAGCAGCGCACAUGGCUGCUUCCCCAGGUCUGGGCUAGGAGGGGGAAGCACAGGGGGAGGGUACGUGAGCGGGGGUAUGGCGGGCGGGGGGUGUGUGAGCGGAGGUGUGGGGGAUGGGGGAGGAGGCGCGGGGAUGGCGGAAGGGGAGAGCGAUGGGGAGGGGUCGGGGGAGGAGGAGGAGGGCGGAGAUGGCGCUCCCCGCGCCAGCACGAACGCUAAAGGCCAGUGGACGCCGGAGGAGGACGAGAUUCUGAGGCGGCUGGUGGAGAGGGGAGGAGCGCAGUGCUGCCCUUCUUGCUUGCUACUGCAGCUCACAUGGAAGGAGGAGGACGAGAUUCUGCGGCGGCUGGUGGAGAGGGGGGGGGCGCGGCGGUGGUCCGCCAUAGCAGCGCACCUCAAGGGGCGCGCGGGGAAGCAGUGCCGCGAGCGCUGGCACAACCACCUCAAGCUGGGGAUCAAGAAGGACGCGUGGACGGAGGAGGAGGAGGAGACGCUGAUAGAGGCGCACAAGCGCGUGGGGAACAAGUGGGCGGAGAUUGCGAAGCUGCUGCCUGGGCGGACGGAUAACAACGUGAAGAAUCAUUGGAAUUCGACUGAUGGGGGCGGGGGGAGGGGGGGGAAGGGCGCGAGGGGGAAGGAUGGGGGGCAGGAGAAGGAGGCGGCAGGGAAGGCGGAAGAGGGAGGGGAGGAGAAGGGUGGAGAGGGGGAGGAAGGAGAGGAGGGAAAGGGAGAUGGGGGAAGGAAGGAGGGAAAGAGAAGGGAGGUGGGAGAGAGGGAGGAAGAACGGAAGAGGAAGAAGAGGGGGGAGAGAAGGGAGAGAAGGGAGAGAAGGAGAGAGUAA